This is a messenger RNA of Zerene cesonia (dogface butterfly), 1762 nucleotides long. It is a transcript of the gene GatA, whose product is annotated as glutamyl-tRNA(Gln) amidotransferase subunit A, mitochondrial. Gene Ontology annotation, molecular function: glutaminyl-tRNA synthase (glutamine-hydrolyzing) activity. Gene Ontology annotation, cellular component: mitochondrion; glutamyl-tRNA(Gln) amidotransferase complex. The transcript has a single exon. Gene Ontology annotation, biological process: glutaminyl-tRNAGln biosynthesis via transamidation; mitochondrial translation. The record is from RefSeq and is a predicted model, not a curated record. The coding region runs from base 48 to 1526 and encodes 492 amino acids. NCBI's taxonomy places the organism in Eukaryota, Metazoa, Arthropoda, Insecta, Lepidoptera, Pieridae.
UUUAAAGCUUGAGUGUUUUUAAAUUUUAUUAAUUAAAUAUAUAAAACAUGAAUAAGUUAACCUCGUAUAGUAUUAGAGAAAUACACAAAGCCUAUCGAGAGAAGUUGCUGAAUCCAACAAGUUUUGUUGACUUAUGUUUAGAAAGGGCUACAAAAGCGAGUGAAUUAAAUGCAUUUAUCACGUUAUCGGAUGAUGUAGCGAAGAAACAAAGUAUUGAAAGUGAGAAACGAUUAAACUCUAAGAGCAAGGCAAAGUUAAUGGAAGGUAUAACAGUUGGCGUUAAAGAUAACUUUUGCACAAAAGACAUACCAACAACUUGCGCCUCAAAUAUGCUGAAGAACUUUGUGCCGACCUACAACGCGACUGUUUAUACGAAAUUAUUAAAUGCCGGAGCAUGUCUCGUUGGGAAGACGAAUUUGGAUGAAUUUGCGAUGGGUUCAGGCACUGUCGACUCUAUUUAUGGACCGACACGUAAUCCAUGGUGUUAUGAUUAUGAUUGGCGGAUACCUGGAGGUAGUUCCGGUGGAAGUGCUGUUGCUGUAAGCAGUGGAGCCUGUGUCAUAGCUAUUGGUUCAGAUACGGGUGGAUCAACACGCAAUCCAGCAGCUUUAUGUGGAAUAGUUGGUUUAAAACCUACAUAUGGACUAGUUUCGAGAUGUGGUCUAAUACCACUCGUAAAUUCAAUGGAUGUACCUGGUAUUCUAGCUAGAAGAGUUGAUGAUGUCGCUAUCACACUUAACUGUAUAGCUGGACCUGACGAUUUAGAUUCAACAACUAUCAAACACAAAUUUAAACCAAUAACAAUGAGAAAUGACAUUGACCUGUCUAAAGUAAGAAUUGGAAUUCCGAAAGAAUAUCAUUGCAAUGGAAUGAGUCAAGAAGUUAUAGAUACAUGGCAGUAUGUGACUGAUCUGCUUUAUGAUGAAAAGUGUCAGAUACAAUCAGUAUCUCUGCCGCACACUUCUGUCUCAAUAACCGUGUAUUCAAUUUUAAAUCAAUGCGAAGUGGCCAGUAACAUGUCUAGAUAUGAUGGCCUUGAAUUUGGUUUAAGAACAGACUCAGAUUACUCUACCGAAGAGCUGUAUGCUUCCACAAGAUCAGAAGGUUUUAAUAAUGUGGUUCGAUCAAGAAUAUUUGCUGGUAAUUAUUUCUUAUUGAAACAGAAUUACGAGAAAUACUUUCUUAAGGCUUUGAAGCUGAGACGUUUGAUAGCAAAUGACUUCAAAACAGUUUUCGGUGAGAAUGGAGUUGAUUUAUUGCUAACACCAACUACCCUCUCUGAUGCACCAUUAUAUAAGGACUUUGUUGCUAAGAAUAACAGAGAUCAGUGUGCAUUUCAAGAUUACUGCACUCAACCAGCUAACAUGGCAGGGAUACCAGCUGUUUCCAUUCCCAUAAGACUAUCAGAGAAAAAUUUGCCGCUCUCUCUACAAUUAAUGGGACCAGCCCUGUCUGAAGAGUUAUUACUUAAUGUAGCUAAGAAGAUAGAAAGUUUAGUUAAUUUCCCAACACUGGAUAUGGAAUAAUAUUAACUAUGAAUCAUUAAAAGCUAUUUUUACAUGUAUCUUAAGGUACUUGUAAGAUUUAUAUAGCAGUAGCAUAUAAACUAACACAAGUUUGGUUAUAGAUACCUGUAAUACAUUAUGUACAGCUGAAUACUAAAAAAAAGAUUAUUGCUUUUUAAAUACUUUUUAAUAAACUUUAAAAAUUGUAAAUAUUUAUUAAAUUACAUUACCAACAAUAAACUACUUUUUGGGUGUGU